AUAUUUGUUAGUUCUGAUAGGUUUUUGAACGCACCUUUAUCGAAGUUUAUUGACAAACCUUUGCCUUGUCAUGAUAACAAUUUUGAUCAGUCAGUACCUUAUCAAAUGUAUGCAAGGUGCGCAAAACUCGAACAAUUAGUACAAUGAGAAACAACCGUAUGUCAAUGUUCGUAAAAUAUGAUUUUAAUAUGCAACAAUUAUGAAUUUAUUUGAGUGGACUCGAGGGAAGAAGCGAAAAUGGCAAAGAUACAGUGGUCCUUGGCGAAGGCGCCAAAUGUUCUUAAGAUUAGUUUGAAGCAGAAAUGGUGGCGAUUACAAAUUGUCAUUAAAUCAUUAUUCUACAAUGAUUUCUUAAACUGGAGUUACGCUUGUGAUAUACUUAUGGAACCUAUGUUCUGGUUUGUUGAGAAUUUCACUGCCUGUUUGGGUCCGGUAUUUGUGAUAAUGGUAAGCCUGUUAACCGCCAGCAUCGUAUAUAUUGCAUACUACUUGGGUUUACCCUGGUGGUGGGAUCGGAGUCCUUCAGUGACAAUAAUUCUGCUAUUGGUUGGAAACUGGCUACUAGUUAACGUCUGUUUCCAUUAUUAUAUGGGUGUAACCGUACCAGCAGGUUAUCCACCACAGGGUGGCCUUAUUCCAGAGGCUGUGAGUAUCUGCAAAAAGUGUAUCAAGCCAAAGCCACCCAGGACACAUCACUGUUCUGUCUGCAACAAAUGCAUUCUCAAGAUGGAUCAUCAUUGUCCAUGGCUAAACAAUUGCGUCGGCCACUAUAAUCACCGGCAUUUCUUCCUGUACAUGGUUUACACUGUGCUCGGCAUUACGUUCAUCAUGAUAUUUGGGGUACGACUUGCAUACGAGGAAUUUUUCCCUGAGCAGGAACCGGAACUGGACGGUCAUCCAGUGCGUCUCAAUAAUUCAGAAAUAAUUCCUGUGACGGAAUCACUGGACCAUUUAAGUAAGGAAGAACUAGCAGAAAUAGUGAGACAAGCAGCAGAAACCGAGACGAAGGAAUGGCAACGAAGACUGAUCAUUUUCACGGGUCUUAUCUGCAUCGCCACGUUUACAGCGUUGGGUGCCCUGGCCUGGUGGCACGCGGGUCUCAUCACCCGGGGAGAAACGAGCAUCGAAGCGCGUAUCAACAGCACGGAAACGCAAAAGUAUCGAGCCCAGGGCAAGUUCUAUCAAAAUCCCUACGACUUCGGGCCAAGGGAGAACUGGAGAUUAUUCUUGGGAAUAAAAAACAGAAGCUGGUGGCAUGUUCUAUUCCCAUCAAUCCAUGGUCCAUAUGGGGAUGGACUCACGUGGCGAACCAUUCACGAUAGCAAGAUCUCUUAAUUUUUAAGAUUCAAAUAUCAACGAAACUGAUCAUCACUCCUGCAUUUUACAAUUUAUACUUUCUUGUGACUUUUCCGUUUCAAUAUUCUAGUCAGAACUGCAGACUGUUUAAUGCACAUCACAAUUAAUAGACGUAUAACAUAUAUACAAUUAGCUUUCACAACCAUUGAUAAAAUUCUUUUGACAAAUAAUAAUUGGAUAAGCAGCAUAAGAAGCAUGUCAACUCUGAAAUUUUAAAAUUAUUGUUAUACAUAUGAUGAAUGGAAUAUUUUAUCAAAAAAUAACGAAAGAGUGGACAAAAAUUGUAAAUGUUAAAAAUAUUUUAGUACUUUAUAGAUUAAUUUGA
This is a messenger RNA of Nylanderia fulva, 1681 nucleotides long. RefSeq names its product palmitoyltransferase ZDHHC16A. Lineage: Eukaryota; Metazoa; Arthropoda; Insecta; Hymenoptera; Formicidae. Gene Ontology annotation, molecular function: palmitoyltransferase activity. The record is from RefSeq and is a predicted model, not a curated record.